AUGGUUGCAGGAAAUCAAUCGACUGGUCAUAAAAAUCGACCUGCCAAACUACUUCUGUCUCCCGAGGAUCUGCAAGAUACCGAAGACUUGGGAGAUUGUGGCACCUCCUUACAUUCAAGGAUGCCAAAUUCCUCAUGGUUAUCCAAGACAUUGUCGGAAAUCUUGAACGACAAGGAUGCCCUAGGCUUAUUAAUUAAAUACAUGGAUGCAAUAAAAUCGGCCCAACAUAUACGAUUCUGGCUGGAUGCUGAGAGUUUCCAGGCAUCAACAUGGAGUAGGCUACGGACUCAUUCGUUAAAUUCUGCAAAGAAGAGUUUGUCAGCAGGCAAAGUUGUGGACGAGAUUAAGGUAGUGUCACCAAUUGUAGCAGGGGAGAUAACUUCUGAUGAACAGGUCUGUAUGUCGCAACUCUCUAGUAGAUGUUCUAGUCAAAUAGGGGUGAACGAUGAAUGCAGAAAUCGUCGUUUAUCAUCAGGCUUGGAGUCUGUAAAUACAGAGUCUAGUCACAAAAGACAUGGGUCAGACAGUGAGUUGUCUUGUCCCCAACAAAUAGAAACAGAAGGACAGGUGUCUAGUCCCCAUUUAACGCAAAAAGAUGGACAAGUGCCUCAAUCCGAACUGUCAACUGGACACGACAAUUUACCCAGGCUUGGUGCUGUGAUAGGUGAUAGCGAGGGGGCGGAAAGGGGGGAAACAUAUUCCCCGGGGAAGGGGCAGACAGAACCCCCGUGUGAGGCAGAGGAAAUGGACAAACAGGAUAGCUCUACUGUGAUAUCUAGGUCAAGUUCACAAGAAGACGGUGAAAGAAAGAUGAAACGAGGCGUAUCUGUAGAAGAUAUUGCAGAAAAAUUAAAAAGGAGUAUUGAGAGAGAUGCAGUUAAGAUUUUUCAAAAAUAUUUGUCCCAUGAUGCCACAGAUCCUAUUGGUGCUCCAGACGGGCUACGCAAUGAAACCAUACACACGAUUUGCAGGGAAGACGGCCAAGUUGAUCCACAGUGUUUUUCAUCCUGUCAGGAUUUUGUUUUCAAGAAAAUGGAGAAAGAGUUUUACCAGGACUUCGUAGUGAGCGAAUACUACUACAUGCAUCAGAUCAACCUUCUGACCAGUACACAAGUCCACCUAGCUGACGUGUUGUACAAUGAAGGGGCACUCUUCUACUUUAUGGAGUACCUUGAACAGGAAGGGGGCAGCCAUUUUCUCCAAUUUCUUUUAGCCACAGACAACUUUCAGCAGCAUCUCAUGUCUUGUGGUGGUCAGUAUGAUGGGAUGGAGGCUCAACGGGAUGCAAUGGUGCUAUACGACAAAUAUUUUUCUUUGCAAGCUACAGAUCCACUUGGUUUUGAUGAUAAAAAAAGGUUUGAGAUAGAAGAAAAUAUAUGUCGGGAAGAAGGUCCACUUCCGGAGUGUUUUGCCAAACCACGAGAUAUCGUCCAUAAAACUAUAGAGAAGGCAUACUUUAAGGCUUACUUACAGAGUGAUGUAUAUUACAAGUAUCUAUCUGAGCUGGUUAGCACAGUGGAAACAGCCAACUACCCACCUCGACAACGUAAACGCACCGCCAGUGAUGCCUCCUCAGAACACAGCAGUCACAGUGCUGGAAGUGAAAGUCGAUCGUCCAAAAACACCUACCUGGCCACAGACACGAGUCAUCUACGUCACAGCAUGAACAAGCUCGACACUGCCAUGAACCUUGAUCCUGGGCUCCUGAACCCUGACCUUUUAUGGAAAAGACACAGUCCAAAAAUGAGCUUGGGAAAGGUGGACACCCUAGGGGAGUUCGUGUCAGAGUUUGACCCCAACCCAGACCAAGAGAAAGUCAAAGCAUCUGGACUCUUUAAGAGAAAGAAAGCAAAAGAAAAGGAACAAGAAGAUAUGGCAUUAAAGAUAGCCCAGAUGAUUAUAAAUGAUGUGACCUCAGUCACACAGACAAUUGGUGCGCUAAAAAACCCACAGCAAGAUCGGGAUGACGGAAGCUAGCGAUGUGUCGUGACUGCACGCCAAUGUAUGCGGGAGACCUAUUCUGUGUUUUAAAAAGCUUGUAAUCUGUGGUUAAUUGAUCUUCAAUCAUACAACAGUGGCAGAAACUGGUGUAGACUUUAAACAAAAAUUUGAAUUGGUCAAUCUUUAAAGUUUAAAAUAUGCAAAUGUAUUUCAUACCUGUGUGAUGUUUUCUGGCCCGGUUUUCUGGAACUCCGCAUUGCUCGAACAUGUUCGAUUACUUGGUAACACACAUACAGUAUGCAUCACAACAUAUCAUAAUACAUGGAUGGGACUCAUUGGUUUUAUUAACUGAUCAAAUGACUAGGUUAAAACUUCAUUAAGUUCAAAGUUAUUUGUUAGUCUCUGAUGCUAUGAUCAUGUGAUGAAGGUUUUUUGUUAACAGCAUUGUCGUGUUGGCCAUUACAAUUUGACUCGGGUUUUGAGAAAUCUGUGAUGUUAAAUUAGAUUUUUUUUAUUAUUUUUUAAAAGAAAUUUGUUGAAGUUCAGGAAAUGAAGCUUAAC
Molecule: messenger RNA, 2502 nt
Organism: Mizuhopecten yessoensis (Yesso scallop)
Lineage: Eukaryota; Metazoa; Mollusca; Bivalvia; Pectinida; Pectinidae
Product: A-kinase anchor protein 10, mitochondrial-like
Exons: 12
Coding region: 1-1977 (658 amino acids)
Biological process (GO): intracellular protein localization
Cellular component (GO): plasma membrane
Source: RefSeq, a predicted model, not a curated record